Racocetra fulgida is the source of this 255-nucleotide messenger RNA. The record is from the annotation of a GenBank genome assembly. Lineage: Eukaryota; Fungi; Glomeromycota; Glomeromycetes; Diversisporales; Gigasporaceae.
AUGGAAAAUAUUUUUUCACAAACAAGUAGUGAGGCAUUCGACAAGGAACAUAGUUACAAUAGUGAUGACAAAGAAAGUGAAAGCGAGUAUGAGGAAGAGGGGUUAGAAACAGAUAAUCCACGGAUGCGUAUUGGUAAUAUGUAUUUUAAGGGAGAAUAUGAUGAAUCGAUUGGAACUGAUCUCGUGUUUUGUCAAGAACCUGAUGAAGAUUCUUUUUCUGUAAAUGAUAUGAACUGUUGGGAGGAUUUAAAAUAG